This is a messenger RNA of Solanum lycopersicum (tomato), 1270 nucleotides long. RefSeq lists its product as uncharacterized. NCBI's taxonomy places the organism in Eukaryota, Viridiplantae, Streptophyta, Magnoliopsida, Solanales, Solanaceae. The record is from RefSeq and is a predicted model, not a curated record.
UAGCUCUUUCCAAGUUGUACACGUGAAUGGAUAGAUAUGGUUGAUGAGCCAAACUCCCAAACAUGGAGGAACACAUACUCCCACUUUCUCAGCUAAAAAGAAAAUCAUCAACUUUGCUUCAAUUUCUCUUCAAUGCUAUGGCUAUUACACAUUAAUUUGUACAUUAAAGCUUAGAAGCUGCUCAUCAACAAGUAGUUAUGAGGGUUAUUCAAUAUGGGUCUUGCUCAUUUCCAUCAUUUCAAUUCCAAGAAUGCUCCUUUUCAAGGAAGAGAGUUGGAGUUGUCAAAGUGAUCAAGUCUAACUUGUCGAACUCAGAUGCUAAGAGAGCAAACCUUUCUGCCAGGAAGAAGGACAGAAUUAAGCUCCCCGAACAUUACAGUAUUGGUGGAGACAGUAAAUCAUUGCACAUAAGUGAGUUUCUGAGCCAUAAAUCUGGUAUUGAGGCAAUGUUGAACAAGAGAGCUUUGCAAAGCUUUGAAUCUAUUGAUUCUAAUACGUACAGGUGUACUCUUCCACAAGUUCAACUUCUAAAUUUUGAAGUUGCCCCUGUUUUGACACUAAAAGUGAACCCGACUAGCGAAAACUGCACUGUGGAGAUGUUGUCUUGCAAGUUUGAGGGUUCUGAUUUGGUUGAGCAGCAGAAUGACCACUUUUCAGCAUCAAUGGUAAACCGUAUAACGUGGGAAACAGUUGGAUCUCAGCCUUUCCUUGAUGUUGAUGUGAAAUUGAAUAUAUCUCUCGAGAUACAUACAACAAGGGAUAGAGAGAGCACUUCCUUGUCAUAUAUGAUUUACAGUAGCGUAUUUUCCUUCACUAAAAGAGCAGCCAGGUGCGCGAAGCAUCAUGCGUUCCAUGCAGGUCCAAGAAGGCACCAAAGGGGGUGUCAUGUACACAGCUUACCUUACCCCGACACCGCAUUAAAGGCUGAUUCCACGGCUCGAAUCCUUGACCUACACUAAUCAGGAGAACGAUAGCCGCCUCUCUAGUUAUCUAUGCUUAUUUACGCCUUUCGGAUAUGCUUUUAUGAGGGACCUGCUAUUCAGAAAAAAGUACUCUUAGCAUGACAUCCAUAAAAAAGUAGGAAACAAAAAGACCUGUUAUCAAGAUUGUUAGAUUGAUAGCACAUUAUAUGUUUGUGGUGUCAUAUAUAUGUAUAAAUCUACUGCUACUUUUCUCAUCGUUGAGUUGUUAAGGCUUAAUUGGAAUUGAGAUGACCUCUGUAACUGUUCUCACUCUAAAUUCUCAAGUUAAACUUUCUUCUUUUGUUCAA